AUGCCUGGGACGGUGGCUGAGGGACCGACGGUCUCCAUGUCCUUCGCGAACAACUUCUGGGGAAAAGAUGACGCAGGUUUACAGCCCAUGCUUGACCGCAUGCACUGCUCGAAAACAACUAGUGAUGAAUUGAAAGCGUUCUACAGCGUACGAGCCGCGAUUGAAGACGAAUAUGCCCGUAAGCUUUCAGCGCUGUGCCGUAAGUCGCUGGGGGCAUCCGAAACUGGCUCUCUACGGCUCUCGCUCGACGUGGUACGGGGAGAAACGGAAGCCAUUGCCAAAGCACACUCCGCGAUUGCAGGUCAGAUGAAAACUGAGCUGGAGGAGCCGCUAUCCGCUUUCGCUAGCGGACUGAAGGAAAGACGAAAGAUCAUCCAAAACACCAUUGAACGCCUUCACAAGACCAAAGUCCAACAGACACAGGUUGUCAACAAAACACGGGAUCGCUACGAACAAGACUGUCUGCGUAUUAAGGGCUAUCUCGCACAGGGUCACAUGGUAAUGGGCCAAGAAGAGCGCAAGAACAAGGCCAAGCUUGAGAAGACUCAGAUUCAGCUUGCAUCGAACAGCAACGAAUACGAGGCCGCCGUUAAGACACUUGAGGAGACGACCGGUCGCUGGAACAAGGAGUGGAAGGCAGCCUGCGACAAAUUCCAAGAUCUCGAGGAAGAGCGUCUAGAUUUCUCCAAGAGCAGUCUCUGGACCUAUGCGAACAUUGCGUCCACAGUCUGUGUUAGCGACGAUGCUUCGUGCGAGAAGAUCCGUCUCUCUCUCGAAGGCUGCGAGGUCGAGAAGGACAUCGUGUACUUCAUUAAGGACAAAGGCACUGGCCAGGAAAUUCCGGACCCUCCACGCUUUAUCAAUUUCUGCAAAGAGGACACAGACACAGGAUCUGAAGUUGAUGAAGGUGAGGGCUACUCGGUUGCUCAGUUCCAGAGGACUAUGAACCCGGCAUUCCGCACAUCUUCUCCUCAGCCCUCGACCUUUGAGUCCCACCAUGACCCGCAGUCGGAUCUUGCAGCUCAGAUGGGUCAUCCGGCACCGCAUCCUGCGCAGGAGAAUGCUCAGCAGCCUCCUCCCUUGGACCUUCGACGGGUGGACAACUCCCGCCAAACUAUGAUCCGGAUCAGCAUGGAGAGAUCAAUGCCAUUCCUCACAACGCUUACCCCACUGAUGAGUGAAGUGUCGAACCCUACCUCCAUGUCGAGUAUAGAACAGCCAAUGACCGCAAAGCCACCGCCUAAGCCAACAAACAGCGAACCUCUGCCAAGCCAAAGAGAAGACAAGCAAGCUACCCCGAAAAAGAAGACUGCCUUCUUUAGCAACAGCCCCUUCCGUCGCAAGAGCCGUCAUGACAAGGAGAGGCCUGCCAUCGGAUCCCAAUCUUCCAGGAGCCCGUGGAGCUCCCCUACUAAGCAGGCCAGCCCACCAAAGGCACCUCAGCCUCAGCCUCAGUCUCAGCCUCAACCUCAGCUAGAGCGCCGUACCCGGAGCCCUGAGCCUGUUGACCCACGUGCUAACUUCCAGCUCAAUAUUGGAAACAAUGUUUUCGAUGUUGCUUCUCCCGAGAAGAAUGCGGCCAACCGGGCAGCACAGAAAGCCAAGGGUGGUGAGGAUGAUGCGGACCCCAUCGCGCGUGCUUUGGCCGAUCUGAAGACCACUGGCAAACAAUCUACUCUGCGUGUUUCCGCUGAUCGAUACCACGGAAUCUCGACCCCGACCCCUUCGGCCCCCUCGUCUACCUACGGCGGCAGCUCUUCUGGCGCUCCCCCUGCAUACCAUGACCCGUCGGUGAAACGACUCGAUGCUCCCGAGCCAGCUUUCACGUCUAAGCAGAUGCAGAAGACCACUCAGAGGUAUACUGCAAAGUCUCAGGAGGUUCCUCGUGCACGAUCUCCUGCUCCGUCCAUGCGACGCAGCGCCAGUCCUCAAGUAUCUCCACGCAUCGACACCCGAUCAGGAUAUGGCAGCGGCGGAGCCAGCCCAGCCCCAAGCCCAACCACAUACCAAUCGAGUAGCGCGCGCAGCCGCUACAGUCAGUCUCCUACCCCACGCCGCGCCCAGGAGCCGCCCUACUCGCCAAACGACUACGCUAGGCGGGCUUCCCCGGCUGCUAGUAGUCACCGUGCAGUCUCCCCUCAGCCUGCUUUCAGACAACAGACCCGCCCUUCUAGCGCUGGCGGCAUGGAGCUGCAGCUUUCUAAUCAAGCUGACAUGUACGGCGGUGGAUCGAGCUAUAGCUCACGUCAUGACGGUCGACCGAUGUCCCAGUACGGGGGAGAUAACAAUGCACCGCCGCCAGUCGGUCGAUCUCGCAGUCGCACCGUUGCCGUUGCCGACCCCGGUCGAAAGUUCAGCCGUGAUGGACGUCCUAUUCUACACUUUGCUCGCUCAAUGUACACCUAUAGUGCUGCCAUUCCUGAAGAGCUUGGAUUUACUAAAGGCGAUGUCUUGGCCGUUAUUCGCCUCCAAGAUGAUGGCUGGUGGGAAGCAGAAGUCACCAAUGCUCGCGGACACCCUGGCUUGGUACCGAGCAACUACCUCCAGAUCAUCUAG
Messenger RNA from Penicillium cosmopolitanum, 2556 nucleotides. RefSeq names its product formin-binding protein HOF1. The coding region runs from base 1 to 2556 and encodes 851 amino acids. Gene Ontology annotation, biological process: cytoskeleton organization. The transcript is spliced from 7 exons. The record is from RefSeq and is a predicted model, not a curated record. Gene Ontology annotation, molecular function: protein binding; phospholipid binding. Gene Ontology annotation, cellular component: cytoplasm; plasma membrane; mitotic actomyosin contractile ring, proximal layer. NCBI's taxonomy places the organism in Eukaryota, Fungi, Ascomycota, Eurotiomycetes, Eurotiales, Aspergillaceae.